UGGAGCUGUGAAAUCGCGCUGAUGGUCUGUCACAUUAUUCUCACUGACACCGUCUGAGCGCAGGAGCACCACGCCAAAGACCAGCUCCAAAACACUUCACAACACACAGCUCCGGUGUUUUUAACCUGUAAGUGUUUUCUGGCGUGGAAUCGGAGAGGAGGAAGCGAGAGAGGGGGACUCAUACAAGCUGAAAGGAAAUGCCAAUCGCCUCAACUGGUCAUUCAGUGUCUCGAGAGCCCCGCGUCUGUUCCCCGGACCCCGUUCCCAAGCGUGCUGAUUUAUGCGAGGACGUAGGGGCCCAGCCAGCGGAAUACGAGGGUUCAGAGGGGGACCACAGCUUUGGCCGCACUAGACUCUCUGGAGCGCUUGAGAGCUCCUCUGCGGCGUCUCAUUCCCCUCCCACUUCCUCUUUCCUCCACCACCACCAUCAUCAUCAUAAUCACCCCCAUCCAGUGACUAUGGAGCCCCCCAGGACUCGAUCACGCUCGCGGUCUGGAUUUUACCAUGGUGGAUUAUCUAACCCAAAUGGUAAUGCUGGGAGUGGUGGCGGUGCGUUAAGUCCAGCUGGAGGAAUAAUCCACCAUCAACAUCAGCUCGGAGCUGCUCAUGGACACACCGAAAACCUGCGCCCACCCGGAAACACGCUUUCCCCAGGCUCCCACAGACACACAGGGCCUGGAACGCACAGAAACUCAGGAGCAGGUGCGAUGGGAGGAGUAUACCACUAUCAUUCAGAGCAUGCCUGUGCAGACGCCACUGACAAGACGGAGGAUUCUCCUAGUCCGAAGAGACCGCGUCUUUCCCAGCAGUCUGUACUGGAGUUUACCUCUGCCCCUCCUUCCACUCCCUCGCCGCCAAUCAGACCAUGGGAGCUUCCGCCCAGUCGCAGGCCACACCCCUAUCCCCACCCACACUACCACCCCGAGCGCUGCCACACACCUGCACGGCACAGACGCAGUCCUCCAGUGCGGCGUCAGCGUGGUCGACGAGAGCGUCUGUCACGGCAUCACCCCCCUCAUGGUUCCCCAGGUGGGGGGCAGGAUGAAAACUACCGCCACCCUCCUCACCCACAUUCGCUUCAUCCCUAUGGCCAGCCACCGUCCCACCCUCCACCCGGCCUUGAUGAGCCCCGGGCCUUUCACCCCCCCACGCUCUCGCCCCGGUUGUUGCACCCUCCACAGCAGGGCGCCAUGGUGAUGGACCUCCAUGAGCAGCUCCCUCAGGGUACGGUGCCGGUGUCAUAUACGGUUUCUCCAGUGCCGCCCCAUGGUCUACCUGCCCCCCUGUGUACAGGACAGCAUCUCCCAGCAUGCUCUUCCCAACAGCAGGUGCCUGCCUGUUCUGUGGUCUUCAGCGGACAGCAACACUAUCCAAUCUGUAGCGUACCGCCUCCUAUGUUGCCGGCAUGUUCUGUGCAGCAUUUGCCAGUGCCGUAUGCCGCGUUUCCUUCUCUUCUCUCUAGUGAUCCACCCUUCCUGCUUCAUCCUCCACAUCUGUCUCAUCAUCCGCCACACCUGCCCACUCCUGGACAGUUCUUACCUUUCCAGACACAACAGUCUCGAUCUCCGCUGCAGAGGAUAGAGAAUGAGGUGGAGUUGUUGGGGGAUCACCUGUCUGUAGGUGGAGGGUUUAACUAUCCUCACUCGGGGCAUCCUAGUCCUCUGCCCCCUUCCACUCCACUGCAGUUCCUCUCCCAUGAACCCCUGCCACAGGAGCUCUUUGGAAUGCCCUAUCCACACUUCAUGCCUCGACGAAUCACAGGCAGGCGCUACCGCUCCCAGCAGGCCGUACCUCCUCCUCCUUACCACCCAAGUCUGCUGCCCUACUUCCUAUCUGUUCUUCCAGUCCAGCCAACAGCAGUGGGUCCCACCAUUAGCUUAGAGCUGGAUGUCGAUGAUGGAGAGGUUGAGAAUUAUGAGGCCCUGUUAAACCUUGCCGAGCGUCUCGGAGAAGCGAAGCCUAGAGGUUUGACAAAGGCCGACAUCGAACAGCUGCCUUCCUACAGAUUCAACCCCAGCAACCAUCAGUCUGAGCAGACUUUGUGUGUAGUGUGCAUGUGUGAUUUUGAGUCUCGUCAGCUGUUGAGAGUACUGCCCUGUAAUCAUGAAUUCCAUGCCAAGUGUGUCGAUAAAUGGCUUAAGGCUAACAGAACCUGUCCUAUUUGCCGAGCAGAUGCAUCUGAAGUCCAGCGGGAUUCUGAGUGAUGCUGCUCACUGAACACACACACACACACACAUACCACUAAACACUUCAGUCAUUCUCCUACUGUUACAUUCAAUUAACUUCCACAUGCAUAAUUACUCCUCACACACAAAAGACUGCUGCAAAAGAUUCAUGGAAACUUUAUGCAUCAGAAUCAUCGUUUGAUAUUUAUCUAUGAAUAUCCAACUAACUGAGACACAUUCACACGAACACACACACACAUCCCUUCGGUUUUUUUGAUCAUUCAUUCUUUGAGUGGAAGUCCAAAGAUAAUGGUUCAUUAUUAUCAUUCUGAUUAUGUUUUGGUUCUGAUUUAGUUUUUAGUUUUUUUUCUUAUAUAUAAAUAUAUAUAGUUUAGUUCUCCCCACGGUGAGUGGGGGGGGGAUGUUGGUAUGUUGAAGUCAGAGUGUGUGUGUGUGUGUUUGUGCACUAACAUUCCCAGCUAUGUGAGCACACUGUGGUGUGGUGGUCUUUUACGAAGGUUAAUGUUGUGAGCAUGGGCUUUUAUAUUUUACCAACAAAUAUAGCUAUAUAUAAAUGUGUACGUAUGUAUCAAUAUAGAGGGACAAAUUACAAAAUUCGUAAUUUUCUUUUUUUUUUUAAUAGGAAAAAAAAAUUAUGGAAGUCUGUCUUUUUCCAAAAAUGGAACAAAAGAUUGCAAAAGAUUCAAAUGAUAUCUAUUCAUAAAACGGGGCUUUUGGGUGGGUCUUGCUCAAUUAUGAAUUAAGUCUUUAUAGAAUUGGAAAACUGUGAGAUGUGUGUGUGUGUGCGCUUUUGUGUGUGUGAGAGAUUGUGUGUGUGAAUCAGUUGUUUGUUAUUUAUCCCAUAUGUGUGGUACAGAACACUGGCUUGAUGCUCUCAUUUUUAUUCUCGUCUGGGAUUGGCUGAGGAUGAGCACUGACAUGACCUGAUUGGUUUGGAGGGAGAAGUUCUUAUUCAAUGUAUCCUGCUGCAACCUUUUUUUUUCUUCAGUUUCCUCUUAUGCUUUUCAGUACUUUCAACUCAAUUAACCUUUUUUUAAAAAUUGUGUAUUCCCAAUCAAUAGCCAGUCCUGCAGACUGAUUAUGUAGACAGACCCCUACUUUUCUCAUUUAGCACUUAGGGCACCAUAUUUAAUUUAUUAUGAUUUGAUUAAAACCUGGUAUUCGCCUUAAAGGGAUAGUUCAUUUAGUUUUGCUCACCCUCCUGUAUGGUUUUCCUCCUUUUCAUGAAUACAGAAGAUAUUUUGAAGAACGUUGGUAACCAUACAGUUGCUGGUAGCCACUGACUUCCAUAGUAUUAUUAUUAUAAUUUUUUUUCAAAUCUAUGGAAGUGAAUGGCUACCAGCAACCGUUUGUUCACCAAUGUUCUUCAAAAUAUCUUCUUUUGUGCUCAACAGCUUAGAGAAACUCUUACAGGUUUGAAAUAACUUGAGGGUAAUUCCCAUUUAUAGUAAAUUAUGAUUCAAUUUACAGUUUUGGGGGGUGAACUAUCCCUCUAAGACUUGCAUUUUGUAAAAUAGCCAUCUUUUUAAACACAAACUAAAGUUUAAUUUCUGCAAAUUAUUCAUGCCAGUUAACCUUGCUGCAACCCACAUUACUCUCGACUUUACCAAAAUUAGCUGUCAUUUUUUUUUAUUUGGGUCGUCAUUUGAUUUCUUAUGCCUUAAAAUUGUGUGUACAUGCCUGUUUGAAGAGGAAUGAUUACAUCGUAGCAUUUCAGUUUCUUUCAAAAGGGGGAUGCACAGAGUUUUAAGUACCUUUCCUUUAUCCCUCAAAAGCUCUGGUCUUGGUAAAUGUUUAUGCUUUUUGCUCUUUCAUUGCCCUCGCUAUACAGUUAGCUAUUCUUUUUAAUACAGCCUCAAUAAGGCUGUUAUAGCCAUUCAUAUUCAUAUGUGCGUUACUUUAUAUUGGAUGCCUGAGAUGUGUUAUGACCUGGAGGGGUAUUUGUGUGUAUGAUUAUUUUCUGUCAUGCGCUGUUAUCAUUAUGAAUGGAUAUAACUGCCUCUGUGUCGCAUUAUGUAGGCUCUAUGACUGGUGUAGAAAGUGUCAUAUGAAUUGUGUGAUGUAGUCUCGGAGCCUGCAGUGUCUUAAUGAGAGAUGCCUUUAAACCAUUCUCCAGUGUUGUCCGCUUUAGUGUCAUAAGUUGAAUUCAUGACCAGAAAAUUCUUUGCAAACAACAAAUGUGCAUUACCUUACUUAACCAUUGGCGUUCUGUGUUCUAGAAGUUUUUUUUUUUUUUCCUGCUUGGUACAAUAGCAGUUACCUCAGUUUUACUAUUUAUGUUUUUCCCCUUAUUCUUUUGCUACACCAAUAAGAGAGCUUAUGAAUUCUCUUGCGUUUGUUUAUUGGUUGUUUUAAUUCUUCCCAUUAAAAAAUACAAUUGUAUCAUUUAACAUGUUGUAGUU
Molecule: messenger RNA, 4588 nt
Organism: Carassius auratus (goldfish)
Lineage: Eukaryota; Metazoa; Chordata; Actinopteri; Cypriniformes; Cyprinidae
Product: E3 ubiquitin-protein ligase RNF38-like
Exons: 13
Coding region: 198-2204 (668 amino acids)
Biological process (GO): protein ubiquitination
Molecular function (GO): ubiquitin protein ligase activity
Source: RefSeq, a predicted model, not a curated record